UGUCACACCGUAGAACCGCUCCCAAGUGACUCACAUCGGUGCCUUUAUCUAGAGAAAGUCACAUUAGUACGUAGUGAUGUUGCGAAACUGAUGUAGUAACGUUGGCAGCCGACGUACUUCAGUAUCUCCGGUAGGCCUCGUGUGUUUUACGUCGUUUAUUUUCGUGUUUUUUUUGUGUUUUGUUAGCAGCUAAACGGCAGAUACCUGACGUUAGGUUGGGUUAGCUCGCUUUGGAAACGACAGAGGUGGAUGUUUUCUCAUGGAGGAUUUGUCCAGUUAGUAGUCAAGAGAAUUUACGAGUUGACAAGGACAGAGCCGAGGAGGUACACGCUUGGUUUGUUCACCAUGGGGAACUCCUGCAGUAAUCUGGGGAUCCCUCCAGCGAAGGGCCCCAACGCUGUGGGCUGCACAGACUUUAUGAUGGACCACACUGCUCAGGGCAGCUUCUUCCGGCUCUACUAUCCCUGUCAGGAGACUGAAAAAGCAGAGAAACCCGACUGGGUGCCGUGCAGGGAGUAUUUCAAUGGCCUGGCAGACUUCAUGAAGAUCAACCGGACCCUCAGCGAAAGGAUUUUUAACCACCUGUUUGGGUCCUUUAAGAUUCCGGCCUACUUGGACGCUCCGUUUAAAUCAAAUGGAAAAUGUCCUGUGGUUAUUUUCUCUCAUGGUCUGGGAGCCUUCAGGACUUUGUAUUCAGCGAUAUGUGCAGAAAUGGCCUCUCAGGGCUUCAUCGUGGCGUCCGUGGAACACAGAGACCAGUCGGCCUCAGCUACGUAUUAUUUUAACGCAGAGUCAGAAAGAGCAAAUGAGAAUUUGCCAAAAAUGUCGGCUUCGGCCCAGGACAGCUUGGUGAAGGAGUGGAUGUACUACAGAGCUCUGCAGCAUGGAGAGAGCGAAUUCCCUCUCAGGAACAAACAGGUGAAACAGAGAGCAGAUGAAUGUAUUCUGGCUCUGGAUAAACUGACUGAAAUCAACUCAGGGAGAGCCGUGCAAAACGCUCUGCAGACGAAGUUCGACUGGACGACGCUGGAGAACUCCAUGGAUCUGUGCCGGAUAGCAGCGAUGGGGCAUUCCUUCGGCGGGGCGACGGUGAUCGAAGCUCUGUGCAAAGAGGUCAAAUUCAAGUGUGGAAUAGCGCUGGACGCUUGGAUGUUUCCGUUAGAUGACGAGACCUUCCCUCGGGUGAAGCAGCCCAUUUUCUUCAUCAACUCAGAGAAGUUCCAGUGGGCGGGGAACAUCAGCCGCAUGAAGAAGCUGGAGUCGGCCAUCAUCCAGCGGAAGAUGAUCACCAUCAGAGGUACGGUCCACCAGAGCUUCCCAGACUUCACCUUCCUGACAGGCAACUGGAUCGGAAAGCUGAUGAAGCUGAAGGGAGAGAUCGACCCACACAUCGCCAUAGACCUCUCCAACAAAGCAACACUAGCAUUUCUGCAACGCCACCUUGGUCUGGAGAAGGACUUUAACCAGUGGGACGCUCUCAUUGACGGACAGGAUGAAAACCUCAUUCAGGGAACUAACGUGACUGUGCUCCAGUCGGCCAUCUGACCUGCCACGACACCUAGUACCUCACAGAAGAAUCUGGAAUAUCCCAAGGCCGUCGGCCGAACAAAUGGGACUCAGAGCAACGGCCCCAAAACGUCAAGUCAGGCCUGAUUGGCGUUUGAUUUCCCAACGGACUGAGGACAACAUUCUGGAGUAGGAACAGGCAGGAAAGCUAAUCUCUACCUCAUGAGCAGGAACGGUUUGUUUUUCCUGAAGCACUCGGUGUCGUGGUGUUUGUUUCACGAGGCCUGAAUGUUGCAUAUGAGCAGCUCAGCACUUCUUCUUUUCACUGUUAAUGAAAUCUUAAGGGAAAUCUUUGUAAUCAGUUUCAUUUCUGAGUGUAUACGAAGCCAACAGAUAAAUCAUGUUAUUUAUCUCUCUGGAUUUAUGAGUGUCCAGCAGAGACCAGCUCCUCUAUGAUUGCUGUGUGAUUAUGUGAUGAGGCAUAUAAUGAGAAUCUUAGCGAUGGGCUACAAAGGGGAUGACUGAAGACUCGUAUGAUCUUAAUUAUUAGCAUCCAUUCUGAUUGAACGGAAUCAAUAAAAGGAAAACAAACACUAAAAGGCUGCAUUAAGAAAACAUGUGCCUUAACUCAUAGUACAGUUAAUCCAGGGUCAAUGACAUGGAACACUUUUAUACACUUACUGUCUGAAAUAUCUGCAUUUGUACACAACGGAAAAACAAUAAAUCUGGUUUGUAUAGAAA
Amphiprion ocellaris (clown anemonefish) is the source of this 2247-nucleotide messenger RNA. It is a transcript of the gene pla2g7, whose product is annotated as phospholipase A2, group VII (platelet-activating factor acetylhydrolase, plasma). The record is from RefSeq and is a predicted model, not a curated record. Gene Ontology annotation, molecular function: 1-alkyl-2-acetylglycerophosphocholine esterase activity. The transcript is spliced from 11 exons. NCBI's taxonomy places the organism in Eukaryota, Metazoa, Chordata, Actinopteri, Pomacentridae. Bases 250 to 1545 code for a protein of 431 amino acids.